AUGCCUGUGAAAUGGCCCGCGCUUCGCUCCUUGGCCCAAAGUCGCACGGGCUUUCAGCUCGACGAUGCGGCACGCGCUUUGGCCCUGACAUCGAGCACUGUCAACAGUUUUAGUCAGCAGGUGCUGGGGAAGCUUCCAGGCAUCGUGGGCUCUGCAGCUUUGGAAAUAGCGAAGGCUGGCAACUCACUCGUCCAGCAGGCCCAAGGACGAAAGAUACCGCAAGCAGAGGAUGCCGGCAUUAGGAGCCAAGCACGAGAAGCCGUUGUGUCGAGUGCUGUCUCUACAGCAGAGGCUGCGAAUGAUGUGUUUUCAGCCUUGGGAUUGCAAGUCCGGAUUCUUCACCCAAGCCUGCCCAACUCGCAGACUCGUGUCAAGAUCUCUCGAGGUCGUGUUCCAGAUGCUGGAAACACCGACACAGAACAAAGCCGUAUGACGCCACGUCAAUUUGUUCAGUUCAUGCGGCAAGCUCGGCAGGAAGGGAGGGCAAGUGAGGGAGGCGACCAAAUCGAGAGGUACAUACAAGACAUGUCCAAUGCUGGGCGACUUCAGAUGAUUCCUCUUCUGUCUUAUAGCUUUCAGCACAAGCUGUACGUGGACAUUGCCCGCCUGCUGGUCUUCGCUUUCCAGAGAUGCCUGAUGACACUGAACGAUGCAUCUGUCUGGGGCCACACAUUGCAAGUGACUUCGAAAGGGUAUUUGACGCGACAUCUUCCAACAGACCAACAGACCAGCAAGGUUGGCUCCGCUCAGUUAGAAGCUGUUGUUGAUAUGAUGCUCCUGUCGCAACGCUUUCACCUCCCCUGGCUUCCCCGCUCAACACAGCGCCGCCUCUAUAUCAAUUGCAUCAUGGUCGUCUUCCAGCUAGUUGAGGACCUUUUGGCUGGAGAUGGUGAAGAAAUCCAUUUCAUGGGCCACAAGGUCAAGUUCGAAUUGGAAGCUCAACCUCUCCAGUUGGUAAAGCAGAUGCUUCAGGAGAAUCCUGUGAAGCACUGCCAAAUCGACGAGGCUGUUCUGGCAGAGCUCGUCGAUGAGCUCCUCGCCGAUGAGGAGACCAACUUGGUCUGGAUGCCGGAUUGCAUCGAGAGCCAAUUGUACCAGAAUGUGAUGAGGCUGUUGAUUCGGAUGGCUGAACAUGUAGUCAGUGGGCUGAAGCUCAGCAUCCUGGGCCGAAAGAUUGAGAUGUCCAUUCUGUCUACUAUGGACCUGAGGGCGCAUGAGGAGUUCGUCCGAGACAAGAGAGCAGAGGCCACCGUUUACUACGAGGAAGAGGAUCCUUUCCUCACGGUCUCAGCCACGGAACUUGAGGAGCGCUUGAAGGACUUGGAUGAGCAGCGCCGAGUCCUGAAAGCGCUUCAGGAGCUUGGCAGUGCGGACUUUGAUCUCACAGCGGAGGUGCCCAUGAUGAUGCAAGACGGUGCGAGUGUUCACGACCGCCAGCCCGACGGUCAGAAGGCCGACGUGCUAGCCAAGGAUGGGUCUCGAUGCACGCCUCUUGAGGAGUCUCAGGAAGUGCACGAAUUCCAACGGCUUGCGUACACCCUGAAGUUGGGCCGCCAUCUGAGUGUCACAUUUGACGUCGACGCCAAUAUCGAGGUGCCCCACUCCAUGAUAGCAGACUUGGAUUCCUAUGCGCUGUGGAUGCCGUGGUGCACUGCGGGAAGCGUUCAGCAGAGAAUUGCUCCACCGGUGACGGGUCCGAAUGAGGCACAGUUCAAGGAAGUUUGCUAUGGAAAUGUCACCUUCGGCUUUGAGACAGGCUCCUUCCUCGGGACUCUGGGAGACACGGUGGGCUACGAAGUGACAAUCUGCCAUCCGCAGCUGUCAGAUGGCCGCAAAACUGCUCGAGUUUGCGCCGAUGCCAAGCAAGGCUUCGCCUAUGGAAAGCGAUUGGCCUACGACUGGCGCUUCUGGGAGGUGGGGCCGUCGAAGACGAAAGUGGAACUGGACAUGCUUUUCCAGGCGCAGAGCGUCCUGUACAUGCCAGUUUGGGACAGCAUGCAGCACAUGGUCAUCAACAACAUGCUGAGCGCAUUUAAAGCUCAUGCAGAGAAGAUCUACGCCGAAAGGCGUGACAAGACGACAGUGCCCGAACAGCUGGAGAAACGGUUCAGAUUGACGAGGCUUCGCACCAUUUGA
Molecule: messenger RNA, 2136 nt
Organism: Symbiodinium sp. CCMP2456
Lineage: Eukaryota; Dinophyceae; Suessiales; Symbiodiniaceae
Source: the annotation of a GenBank genome assembly